UAUGAGUGGGAGUAUGAGUAUCGCGCAGGGAGGAUUUCCCAUCGGGGCAUGCGCCAGGCUUCCUCUCCCUUCAGAUACUAUGAGCGGUGGUGUCUACGGCGGUGACGAGGUAGGCGCUAUCAUCUUCGAUGUCGGACACCAGAGCCUCCGCGUGGGAUAUGGCGGCGAGGACACGCCGAAGGCCGAGAUCCCGACGAACCUCGGGGUGUGGGAGGAACCCGCCGACCCUGGCGGGGUGGACUGCAACAACAUCACCAGGAAGCAUUAUAAUAUCGAUGUCACGGCGAUCCAAGUGCGAAAGAAGGACAUGGAGAUAGUGAGUCUGAUGAAAGACGGUAUGAUCGAUGAUUGGGACAUGUUCGAACGGCUGACAGAGUACACUUACAAGCAACGACUGCACGCCCUGGCCGAGCACCACCCGAUCCUGAUGACUGAAUGUCCGUGGAACACCAGACUGAAGCGUGAAAAAUUGCUGGAGCUGAUGUUUGAGAAAUUCAACGUGCCAGCUAUGUACAUCUGCAAGAACGCUGUGCUGGCCGCUUACGCCAACGGCAGGUCCACGGCAAUGGUCGUAGACAGCGGUGCCACGCACACCAGUGCAGUUCCGGUUCACGAUGGCUAUGUAAUCACUCAAGGAAUCGUCAAGAGCCCGUUGGGUGGCGACUUCAUCACCAUGCAGUGCAGACAGUUCUUCGAGGAGAAGGAUGUUGAAUUGCUACCAGCGUGUCUCGUCGCUAGCAAAGACGUGGUGCGUGAAAGAGAUCCACCGCGUUGGACGAGGCGACCUGGUUCGCAGCCGACGUCUUCCUGGCUGAGCUACAUGGUGCGGGAGGUACUGCAGGACUUCCAGAUGAACUGUCUGCAAGUGUCCGACAGUCCCUACGACGAGGACGUGGCGAAUACUCUGCCUAUGAAGCAUUACGAAUUUCCGACUGGCUACAACGACGAUUUCGGAUCCGUGCGUCUCAUGAUACCCGAGGCUCUUUUCGAUCCCAGCAAUGUUAAAGGCGUGGGCGCGAGUAUUUUAGGGAUUGGUCCUCUGGUCACUACGAGCGUCGGAAUGUGCGACAUGGACAUCAGACCAAGCUUGUACGGUAGCGUAGUGGUAACAGGCGGCAACUCCUGCCUUCAAGGCUUCAGCGAAAGACUGAAUCGGGAUCUGGGCAGUAAGACCCCACCGAGCAUGAGACUGAAAAUAAUUAGCGCAAACAGCUCGAGCGAGCGUCGCUAUGGUGCCUGGAUCGGUGGCUCGAUUCUCAGCUCCCUGGGUUCGUUCCAGCAGAUGUGGCUGUCGCGUCAGGAGUAUGAGGAAUCCGGCAAGCUCAUUUUGGAAAGAUGCGCGUAAUGUAAUCCAGUAGAUGGAUACGCUUGGGAAUCUUGGCGGAAAGCGAAGACGAUCCAGUUUCAAAAUCGAUUAUUUUCUAGACGUCGGUGUUAGAUAGGCGUGUGUAAAGCACGCGUGGCUUAUAAGAGGAGAUAUACAGUUCCUAUAUUGUUCCAAAAAUCUUCCACGUGACGUAUCGUAGAGCAGAAAGAAAAGUCAUUUGUCGCCGCGACGGGUCGUUCCGGAAUGACAUGUCGUGGUGGAUUUUCAUUAGACGUUUAUUUCACUGUAAGCAAAAUACUCGCAUUACAUCAAGACAAUAGUGAUAUCCGUAGUAAUCGCGGUCAUUCUCGCUCUCUAAGUUUAUCUUACUUACUAGAGGAAGCGACAUCGAUUAUCGUAAUGUAAGUAAACGUAUCUCUAGCAUCGUAUAUCUACGCUAUAUACAUCCUGCUGAACGUAAAAAUCGUUCAUCGUUUCAUCACGUGCGAAUCGCGCGCUCAUCAAGAGAUUGUAGGGGUUUUUAUACAAAAGGAAGAAGUGUUGCUGAAACUGAAAAGCAACUAAAUGACUGUCAAGUGCGAUAGUUAACGACAGCUUGAAAAAGCAGCUCUAAAUUCCACAUAAAAUUCCGGAUUUUCCAGCUGUUUAGAGAAUAGUAAUUAUUAUUUUCUACAUGCAGAGAAAAUAUAAAAUAUUCUCGUGUAAUUCGCGACUCGAAAUAUUACAGCAGAUAAACCUGUCAAUUUCAUUUAUAACAUAAUCAAUUAUUUCACUUGCAAGUUCGUGCGUAAAUGAGUCUACUAUUAGCAAUCCUCUAAUAAUAUUCAAAUAACCAUAGUAUAAAAUUUAAUUAUUUCGGAAAGAUCGAACCUUCGUAAAGUAAAACCACGUCAAGUUGCUUCUUCGAACUCGUUCACACCAUCACACAAUUCUUAGACAAGAAUCCUACAGAAGACUAUUUGUGAGUUUUCGCUUUGACGACCGUUUUAUUAAAAUCGAUUGUAAUACUCGAUUGCAAUUCCUUCAAUCAAAAGCUGUACGCACGGUACAGCCGAUAUAUCAAAGUAGAAAUGUGGUAGCUCGAGCUAGUAGUAGCUUUUAUACCUAGACCGCGAAUGAAUGUAACGCGACAUAAUCCAAGAGCGAUUUGUAAUUUUUCGGUGUGUAAGGAAGAUUCGUUUACUCUACCUACUAAUACUGAAAUAGAGUUACCGAACAUCGAGCAAUCGACGCUCGACGGUACGGGAGCGCUGUAUACUUGGUUUCAUUGUCGUGAACCGGAAAUGGUAUGGUAACCAUGCAAAAAUCAAAACCUAACGUGCUAACAGUCUAAUCGUUAGUGGAAUUUAAUGAUCGCUAAUAGUUAGCGGAAUUUCAAUUACACUAACAGAGAAAAAAAGGCCAGAACUAUUAUUGUUCACAUCAAAUGUUCGCAACAAAUCAAAAAGAUUCGAGUACGUUAGAAUACAGAGAAACUAGAUCUAACUGAAAAUUUCAACGCAGAAGAGUAUCGUAAAAUAAAUGUGCUAGCAGUAACAAUGCGAGUUCUGAGUACGGCGUGCAUCUCAGAGAAUUUCUUUCGACCUUUUGGAUCUUGGUACUUCCAAAGAGCUCGUCAUCCGCGUUGCAGUAAUAAAAUACACUACGUUCGAAUAUUGCGCGACAUACGUCCUAUGUUUCUAGUCUUUCGAAACGUCUUUUGUACCGAAUAAAACUCAGUUUGUAA
Molecule: messenger RNA, 3053 nt
Organism: Ooceraea biroi (clonal raider ant)
Lineage: Eukaryota; Metazoa; Arthropoda; Insecta; Hymenoptera; Formicidae
Product: actin-like protein 6B
Source: RefSeq, a predicted model, not a curated record